Messenger RNA from Lytechinus pictus (painted urchin), 8155 nucleotides. Its product is annotated as neurobeachin-like. Gene Ontology annotation, biological process: intracellular protein localization. The coding region runs from base 123 to 2246 and encodes 707 amino acids. Lineage: Eukaryota; Metazoa; Echinodermata; Echinoidea; Temnopleuroida; Toxopneustidae. The record is from RefSeq and is a predicted model, not a curated record. Gene Ontology annotation, molecular function: protein kinase binding. Gene Ontology annotation, cellular component: cytosol; membrane. The transcript has 17 exons.
UGGUAUACACAGAAGGUUUACAUGGAAGAUGGCAUUUCAACGACAUCAGAGCAGUGUUCUCAAGGAGAUACCUAUUACAGAAUACAGCAGUAGAGAUCUUCUUAGCUAACAGAACUUCUGUGAUGUUUAAUCUACCUAACAAGAGUACAGUUAAGAAGGUUGUCCAUGCACUACCCAGGGUUGGAGUAGGUCUCAAGUAUGGCAUCCCUGCAUCAAGACAUGUUUCCUUGGCUACCCCUCGUCAGCUCUUCAAAGCAUCCAACAUGACAGCAGCCUGGCAGAGAAGAGAGAUCUCAAACUUUGAAUAUCUCAUGUACCUUAACACCAUAGCAGGACGUACAUACAACGACCUCAACCAGUAUCCUAUAUUUCCAUGGGUGCUGACGAACUACGAGUCUCCAGAAUUAGACCUGACUCUACCAAGCAAUUACAGAGAUCUUUCAAAGCCGAUGGGGGCGCUGAAUCCAAGUCGUAAAGCUUUCUUCCAGGAGAGGUAUGAGAAUUGGGAAGAUGACAAGAUACCAGCAUUCCACUACGGCACACACUACUCGACUCUGGGCUUCACACUCAUGUGGCUUAUGAGACUGGAGCCUUACACCACAUACUUCCUGAAUCUUCAAGGAGGUAAAUUUGACCAUGCAUCAAGAACAUUCUCGUCUAUCGCCUCGUCAUGGAAGAACUGCCAAAGGGACACAUCAGAUGUCAAGGAAUUGAUUCCAGAGUUCUUCUAUCUACCUGAGAUGUUUAUGAAUAACAAUGGUUACCAGCUAGGCACUCUGGAUGAAGGGACAGUUGUUGAUGAUGUUGUGCUACCACCCUGGGCCAAGUCGCCGGAAGACUUCAUCAGGAUAAACAGGCUGGCCCUAGAAUCAGAGUUUGUAUCCUGCCAGCUCCAUCAAUGGAUAGACCUUAUCUUUGGCUACAAGCAGAGAGGACUCGAUGCUGUACGCUCUACCAAUGUCUUCUACUAUCUCACCUAUGAGGGCAGCAUUGAUCUAGAGACCAUUGAUGAUCCCGUCAUGAGAGAGGCUAUAGAGAAUCAGAUUAGAAGCUUUGGUCAAACCCCAGCCCAACUUCUCACUGAGCCACACCCUCCUAGAAGUUCAGCUAUGCAUUUGUCCCCUAUGAUGUACACAGACCAGCUACAGCAAGAAGUACUCAUGAUCAUCAAGUUCCUCUCAAACUCACCCGUCAUCCAUGUAGCUGCUAACACCAGUCCUAUGGUACCUACUCCGGCCAUUAUUACAGUAGCUUGUAACCAAACCUACGCAAUGAACAAGUGGAACAACCAAACAGCAGGUGUUCCUGGUACUCCUGGGUACUCAAUGGAUGCUGGCAAGAACCUUCUUAUUGAGCUGGACCCACUCGUCUUAUCACAGACUGGAAUGCACAGGAGGCAGAUUGUAGAGGCGAUGGAUUCAAACAUCAAGUCUAAAUCAUCCUGCUACAUUGCCACAGCAGACAACAGAUAUGUCAUGUCAUGUGGUUUCUGGGAUAAGAGCUUUAGGAUCUUCCUCACAGAUACAUGCAAGGUCACCCAGGUGGUAUAUGGUCAUUGGGACAUGGUGACGUGUCUAGGAAGGUCCGAGUGUCCUGUUGGUGGGGAUUGCUACAUCGUAUCAGGUUCAAGGGACGCUACCCUUCUGGUUUGGCAUUGGAGUGCCAAGCAGCAAUGGGUACUAGGAGAUAAUCAUGUACACGGUGAGAUGGCUACUCCUCGAGCCAUUUUGACUGGUCAUGACACAGAAAUCAUCUCAGUAGCGGUUUGUACAGAGCUAGGUCUGGUGGUCAGCGGAUCAAAAGGUGGAGCAUGCUUGGUUCACACAGUAUCCGGUGAUCUCCUUCAAUCCCUGGAGCCCCCUGCUCCAUGCAAGGUACCUCGUCUCUGCUCCAUAGCUGCGGAGCAAGGGGUCAUCAUGGUGACCUUUGAUAAGGGUAACAUCUGUUCCUUCACCCUCAAUGGUCAUUUCCUCAACCACACUGAUGUCGAAGCUAACCUUCAUGCUGUGAGGAUGAAACCAGAAGGAGAUUAUUUCAUCACUGGUGGUGACAACCGCGUAGUCCAGGUUUGGAGGACACAUGAUCAUAAACUCAUGCAUACAUUCCCGCUGUGUGAUGCAUCUAUUCUCGCUUUAGACCUAGCUCAUGAACAGAGAACAAUCAUCGCUGGCAUGGCAACAGGAAGCAUUGUGGCCUUUCAUGUCAAUUUCCAAAAGUGGCAUCAUGAAUACAGGGAGGCAUACUGAUAAGUAGCUGUAGUUGUUCUUCCUUCUUCUCUCCCAACCUGCUACGGCUAAUAUCCCACUGUAGAAACGAGUAUCCAUCACUGAGAUAAACCCGAGUACUGUACUGUGGGUAGCCCAUUCCUGCACAAGAGUAUUAACCCCUUGGAGACCCAGCCCACGUAUAUGUUGGCUAGGUCUAUGUAAAAUAUGUGGUAUAGCAUUAUCAGGCAGUUUCCAUUGGGUUAAACCCAGAUUGGCUUUGGGGACCUGGUCGUCUGUGUGUUUAAGGUCAUUGGAAUGACAGCAUUUAGAAGUCAAGUGGAUACUGUUGAAUGAAUGCAGUUAUUGAUGAAAAACUUCCUUUUGGCAAGUUCGAUUCGAUUCGAUUCAUUUAUUUUCAAUUCUCAACAUUGAAAAAUACAUUGAAAAUUCAAGUUCUCUUUGUCAUGUAGAAAUAUCUCUCUUUCAUAAAGAGGAGUCUCUGCGUUCAUCUGGCAAACAUGCUCAUGACUUAUCACAUUGUUAGAUUUCUGUAGCCUAUAACAGGAAAUGAUGUAUAACAAGCUUUCAUGAAACAAGAGUGUAACAGUAGAGUUAAUACAAGGAAAGAUACAUGGUCUAGAGGACUUAUUGGUGUACUGUGUCCCAUUUUAUAUGCACAAACACACUGAAUACUGUCAACAAUGAGGAACUGGAGUCCAGACAUUAUGUGUAUAUUGCAUUAAUGAAUGAAAGAUACCUUCAUGUGAUCACGCACACCAGUAGUUGUAGCAAAAAUAUACUUUUAUCCAGUGGUUAUCUUAAUUAAUUCUUCAUUUGGUGAUAAAAUGUGAGGGAAAAUAUAGGACAUUUUGUAUUGCUCAAAAUUGCCAAUACAAAGAUGAAAGAAAAUAUUUAAAGUGCAAAUUAGACUGGCAAAUUUAUCUAUGUCAAUAUUUUGUUCAGGUUUGUGGCACUUAAUGGAUUGUGCAAGAGACCAUGAUUAAUUUGUUAUUUGGAAAUAAUUUUGCAUUGUAGUAGAUGUAUACCACUGAUAGUAAAGGAAUAUCGUUCUUAUUUUAGAAGGUUAACAAGUUUAAAUAUCACAAAGAAUUUUCACUAAAGUUGAUCACAAUCUUAUCUAAUGGAAAGAGCUAAAAUGUGUUAUCCAAGGAUAAAGAAUUAUACACAUGAAACGCACUAACUCAACGCAUACUGAAGUCUUGAAGAAAUAUGAGAGAAGGUUUAAGGCUUAAAUAUACUUUAUAAAGAGAGGUGUUGUACAUUCCACUGGCUUGCAGAAUAUUUUCUUGGACAAAAUAUUUACAGUUUCCCAAACAAUCAGUGUCAUGUUGCAUAAAAUACUAGUCUGGUAACAUUGCCGUUCUAAGCAUAAUCACCAUGGGAAAUGAGCCAUCGAGAUCUUGGUUUCCAUGGUUGUUUCUUAAAUGACGAAGUUACCAAAUAAGGUUUUUGCUUUGGAACUCUAUUGUAUUAGCUGAGCAUUUGGCAUGCCAGUUACUUAAUCUUAAUCUGAAAUAAAGACAUAUCUGACAUGGGUGUUAAUAUCUUAUGUAGAAGGGGUUUUUAAUUUAAAAUGAAAGAUUUCCAUAUGAGGUAUUACCUGUCAAGAUAAUGAUAUCAAACAGUCCAUAAGUCAUUCUUAAGUCUAAGCAUUUUUAUUUCAUUCUCACUUUUUAUUUUCUAUUUCUUAGUUUUAGCAACUGUUCAUACCAAGAUACGUAUAUUUGUAGCUCUUGUAGAGUUAUGUUGAAGUGUGUAAUGACCCAAAAGCAUUCACUGGAAUAGACCAAAGUGUGUGUAUAAUUCCACAAUGAAAGAAAUUCUUAGUGCUCAAAGUGCACUAUUGAUAGACAUACAUUCUGUGGAUUCUGUCCGUUAUUGUCUACUGUAUAUGACAUAUGCAAGAAACUAGUGAAGUACAUGUAGUAUAUUUACUAUUCCUUUAUGAACAUAUCGAUGAACAUAUAUAUGCAAAGGAAACCAAUGUAUGGUUGCCUUGAAGAUCAAACUCACAUUGAAUCUUGUACAUUCGUUCGUUGAUGCUAUGAUCUGAUGUGUGUAAAUUGUACAAUUACGACAUUGUUGAUAUUAUACAUACAGUGUACAAUUUUGUAUAGAUACUGUAUACAAUUAUCAGAUUCUUUGUUUUUUGUUGUUAUUUUAUCAAAAGGAUAAUACAACUGUGUUGUAUAAAUGAGAAUUGUGACAUGCAUAAAUAGCUGAAUUACUAUUAAGACAGAGACAUGAAGAAGAUGCACGAGUAUGGCAGAACUUCUGAUUAUGAAUGUAUUCCGCCGUUCAUUAAAUGAAUAAAUCUUGUAUAUUCCUACCAAUGUUAAACAGCCUACUACUCUUUAGAAGUGCCCUUGUUUAGAUGGUGUAGAAUGUUUGGUUAAAUUGUAUGUCCAAUGCCAUAGUUGCAAUAGAAUUGCAUAUAGAUGUUUAGAUAUUCUUUUCCGAGUCUCACUGUCCUGUCUAGUAAAUUGUACAUAUACAUGUUAAUCUCAUAGGCUUUAUGUCUUCUUAAUAGCACAGAUCCUUUCUGACUGUGGUUAAAUCUUUUCUUUUAAAUCCUUCUUGAAAUUUAACUAUGGAUACUCUAGAAACUAAAGGCUUGUAAAGGAUGUUUUGGAAUAUGUAUGGUAUCAUUUCUUUUUCAAGAAAAUCUGAAUUCACUUUUUCAAAUAGAUAAAUUCAACAAUUUGACAGAAUAAUCGCCAAAGCAAAAUACUGAGAAUUUUGCAGGUGUAGUUGGACCUUUGCUUUUACAGGCAAACUGAAUUAAAUCAUAGGUAAUACAAGGUUGAGGUUUUGAAAGGGAGAGAUGUUAUGUUUAGCUCCAUUAACAGAUUAUCAACUCUUUGUGACAAACACCUGGCCCAUCUCUUAGAUUGAAUUAUUAUCAAUAAACUUUGGAUAGCCUUGUGAGAUGAAGGGAUUUGAUAAGUAUAGCAGAACUGGGCUCGGUAACAUAGAAGAUAGCAUCAAUUAUACGAUUGAUUGUAAUUGUAGGUCUGAGGCAAACCAUGUACAGACAAAUACAAUUGAUUGUAAAUAUCAAUUGCAUCUCCUUAAGAAACAGGGUCCUUUCCUCCUGUGUUUUCAUACUCUCAUUAAGUAAAAUAAAGCACUGAAAUUUACAUGAUGGCACAAUUAAUUUUUUAUGUUAAACCACAUUUCAAACCACAAAUACCAGAUAGUUCCAACAAUAAUAGUGACAGUAUUCAAUCCUAGAUAUCUUAGCAACAAUGUCACAUAUCAAAUGUUUAUAUUAUUGGCUGCUUAUUUAUUACUCUGAACAUCAUUACUUGACACAGACAAUCAAAAUUUAGAAAUGAAAGGACAAUAAAAUCAAGCUUUCCAGAGCUUGCCAAUCCCAACUAAUAGUGCAAUCUAUGGUUUAUACUAACAUAAGGUGGAAGCUUCAACUUGUUUUUAUUUCACUCAUAGAUUUCAUUGUCAAACAAACACUAGGGCCCAGUUACACAAAGAUCUAUGAUCAAUGGCAACUUUCAAACAGCAAUUCUAAGUGGUUGAUAGUGUGUACAUUUAUGCGUAUGCAACCAUAUCUUGAUUGGUCAUUACUAUCAUGUAAUUGAUGACAAACCUUUGUGAUACAGGGCUCAUAUUCUGGUUAUUUGUAGUAUGCCUUGCAGCAUUGGUCAUUGAUGUUCUCCUGCAAUACUUUGCUUGUUAAGUACCAGGUGAUCAGGGGCCUGUUGCAGAAAGAGUUGCAAUCAAUCGCAAGUCAAAAAAUCAUGUGCAACUUGAUUUUCAACAAAUCAACAGCGCGCAUUUGGGACUUGCGAUUGAUUUUUUGACUUGCGUUUAAACGCAACUCUUUCUGCAACGGACCCCUGGUAAAUCAUGCAAGAAUUAAAUUGAUUUUUGGUCAAAGAGUUAAAGUAAUCGUUAAAUUUGAAUAACUUGAACAUUGUUUUCAAAUCAGUAACAUGUUACCUGUACAUUCCACUUUUCAAAAUAGAAAAACAUAAGCCAUUGUUAUUUUCCAACCCAUUUUCUCAGAAAGGAAAUUUAUUGGCACAAAUUGGCACAUUUUUUGUUCAAAGCUGUUGAUUUUGCAGUCAUUGUUAUUACUAAAACAGAUUACAAAUCAGAUAUGUCUAUGUUUGUAAUUAUUUGAUGCACAUCUCACUCCACUCUUUUAAAUCUUAUAAACAAUGAAUUUCUCUAGAAUGACAUAAUCCAUCAGAUAUGAACAAAAUUAUUUUUUCUAAAACUUAUGCCAUACAGUUCUCAGCCAUAAUUUCUUUCCAAGAACUAAAAGAUUCAAGAUGAAAAUUCUUGCAGCUUAUGUUAUUGCUUUAGUUGGGUUUUUUUUUAGAUCUAUAUAUUAGCAAAGCUCUUUGUAGUUGUUUUAAAGUUCAUGAUGAGGAAGUAAGCCCCAUGUAUUCACUUUAUUUAGUUGUCCAUUAUGAACUGUUAUUUUAGAUGUAUAAGUGAGGUGCUGUAUUUUAGACCCGUGAUGAAUCAUUAAUUUGGUCUCAUAUUUGUGUUCUGUUUUGAUUUAUUGCUAUUUUUGUUUCUUGUUGCAAAUUUUUUAUGAUUGGUUAUUACAGUGCGAGUAUUUUUCAUUGAGUAUUGGUUUUAAUUUUGGUAGUAAACUGGCUUUGGUCAAUUCUUUUAAGAUUUGAAUUUAUGAUAUAUUAGAAGGCAUGUUUACCUAUUGGAUGGUCUUAUAACCUAAUGACCAGUGUCUGAAGCACUAUCAUGCAUUAAGUCCAACAGAUAGGUACAUCAGAAAGGACCUAAAGCCAUAAAUUGCACACUUACAGGCUUAUAUUUUCCCAAAAAACGACCAACUUCUCUGAUUUGUAACAUGAAUUUUUUAAUAUUCUGUAUGGAUUUAUUGAUGAUGUUGCAUGAAAUGAUUUAUUCGCAAUAUUCUUUUUAUAGCGUUACAUCAUAAUGAAAACAUUGUUGUUGCUCUUCUAUACCCCUUUACACCUGGGUGUUUGAAAGAGCAAAAACAUUGGGAAUGUACUUGUUCAAACAAUCACUGUUGAAAGUUCCAAAAGUCAGGAUUUGGCCCAGCCCUUGGUUUAAACACUGUUUGAAAUAAUAUAUCUAUCUCCAAAAAGGGUAAAAGAAUAUUUGAAAAUUUGUGAAUAUAAAACCUAGAUGACCUUCUCACCAUUUUGUGUUUGAUUGGAUCAGUGCCCUGUAACAUAAAACAAUGCAAUUAAUGUUAUGGUCGGGUGGGUGUUUCAUAAAGCUGUUCGUAAGUUAAGAACAACUUUAAAAACGACUGGUGAACCUUUCUAAAGCGCUAAAUAAUCACCAGUAAACACUUACUGGUGAAUAUCAUUAACCAGAAGAAAGGAUCACCAGUCGUUCUUAAAGUCACUCUUAACAUACGACUAGCUUUAUGAAACGGCCCCGGGGUGUAAUUCAUCAAUACAGGGUUUGUGAAGAACCUGUUAUUAAUAUCAAUCAUGAAAAUAAUUGUAUCUUCUUUUUUUAUUAAUGUUACAGGGCACGAACUGUUAUAUUAUGUAUAAAGACAAAACUUUUUCAAUUAUUUUCUCUUUGUAUUCAUUUGAAAUUCCAAGUCAUAUUUUGAAUCUAAAAAUACAACCGUAUAUUAUGUACAUGCGUAGUGAUGGAAGAAUUACAGAAGAAAAUAUAGAUAGAUUUUGAAUUACAUUUUAUCAUAUUCAAGAUAACUAUGAAAUGGUACAAUUUGCAAUAAUUUUCUGUAUGUCUCAUGAGUACUGAGUAUGUUUGUUGUAUUGUUAAUCAUUUCUUUCAUUUGUUUUUCUUUUCUGCUUCGUAUAUUUUUGGAUUGUAGUUUUUAGCAGAUGUGUAGUUUGUGUUACUGUGAAGUACUUGUAUAUUUUGGCUCUUUGUUCAUGAUGGGACUCCUAGGGUAUAAUAAAUGAAUCUUAUGAGAUUGUAAAAAAAAU